Caenorhabditis sp. 36 PRJEB53466 is the source of this 461-nucleotide messenger RNA. The record is from the annotation of a GenBank genome assembly. Lineage: Eukaryota; Metazoa; Nematoda; Chromadorea; Rhabditida; Rhabditidae.
AUGUCACUCUACUUCCACCCGAGAACCUCUUCGCUUUUCGACGAAUUGCUGCGUAAAAUGGCCAUGGAUACUCCGUUUCCGGAAAACUCUUCUGCUUUUUCCGCUGGCUCUGAGGUAAGAUUUCCCCGUAAUUCCAUUAAUUUUCCCACUUUUUUCAGAUUGUCAACAACGCGGAAAAGUUCGCCCUGAAUCUAAACGUGUCGCAGUUCAAACCGGAAGAGUUGAAGAUCAAUUUGGAGGGCAGAAAGCUAACGAUCCAAGGGGAGCAAGAGGUGAAAUCGGAGGACGGCUACUCGAAGAAGUCCUUCUCCAGAACCAUUUUGCUGCCGGAAGACGUCGAUUUGGCCGCCGUCGCUUCGAAUCUCACUCACGAAGGCGUUCUGUCGAUUGAGGCCAAGAAAUUGGAGGCGAUUCAGGGAAGAUCCAUCGCCAUUCAGCAGGCCGGCCCGGACACUCAAUAA